Molecule: messenger RNA, 1661 nt
Organism: Ornithorhynchus anatinus (platypus)
Lineage: Eukaryota; Metazoa; Chordata; Mammalia; Monotremata; Ornithorhynchidae
Product: zinc finger protein 385C
Exons: 7
Cellular component (GO): nucleus
Molecular function (GO): nucleic acid binding; zinc ion binding
Source: RefSeq, a predicted model, not a curated record
CCCCCAGGCCCCGCUGGAGCCCCCAGCCCCCUGCUGGCCCCCCUGCCACUGGCCACCCGACCCCUGCAGCCCCCGCUGGACCUCAAGCACUUUCUGACCUUCCACCUGAGCGGGGCCAGCGCUCUGGGCUUGUUCCCCAACUUCCACACGAUGGACCCGGUCCAGAAAGCCGUGAUCAGCCACACCUUCGGGGCCCCUUCCCCCCUGAAGAAGAAGCUUUUCAUCUCCUGUAAUAUCUGCCACCUGCAGUUCAACUCAGCGAACCAGGCUGAGGCCCAUUACAAGGGCCACAAACACGCCCGCAAGCUCAAGGCCGUCGAAGCUGCCAGGAAGAAGCAGAAGGCACCGGUCCCCACUUGGCGGUCAGAACGAGGCCAGCCCACCACCCUGCCUGCUGCGGUGCCCCCUGGGGAGCAGGCUCCAUCUCCUGCCCCCGCAGGGGUCCCGUGCCCUGCAGCCCAGCUGCCCGUAGUCCCAGCACCCACCCUGGGGGAGCCUCCUGGUCCUUGUGCACCCCUGGGCUCCCCGCAGUCCACCUUCCGUUCCGACGACGCCUCCUCCUCUGCCUCCUCGCUGGGGUCGGGGCCCGAGGCCAAUGGAGUGGAAGCGGGGGCCAGCGUGGCGCCCGCCCUGGCCAGCGGGCAGGAGGCUGAGGGGGUCCGGGCGCAGCUCUACUGCCCCACGUGCAAGGUGACAGUCAACUCUGCCUCGCAGCUCCGAGCACACACCACAGGGGCCAAGCACCGGUGGAUGGCAGAGGGUCAACACGGUCCCCCUCGCCGCGGCCGUGGUAAGCUGCUGCCCCAGGCCAAGCCAGGCGGGACCACGGGCAGCACUCACGGCCUGGCCAGGGUCAAAGUCAAGGCCAAGGCCAAGGUCUUCCACUGCCCUAUUUGCCAGGUCCACGUCAACUCGGAAACGCAGCUCCAGCAGCACAUGAGCAGCCGGAAGCAUCGAGACCACCUGGUGGGGGAGCCCCCCAGAGUCACAUUCAGCCCCUACGGCCGGCUUCAGCGAGAGCCCCCGGCUUCCGGCCUCCAGUCUAAGCUGGCCCUGCAGAAGCAGCUGACCAAGGCCCUGGCCUCACGCUUCCUGCCCGGCCCCCUACCUGCAGCGGCCGCCACUCCCACUCUCUGUGGGCUGCCAGGACCCCUGGCGCUCAGCUCCGCCCCUACGGCCGCCAUCUUCCCGGGCUCAUUGUUGGCACCAGCCCUGUUCCGCCCCCCCAUGGCUGUUGGCCGCACCAGCCCGGGGACACUGGUCUUCACCCCCUACUGACCCCCUUCCCCCUUCCCCCUGGGCAGAGAGCAGGGGUCCCUCUCAUGGCCAGGGACGUGGGUCGAGGGCGGUCUCUGGUGUGCGCGUGAGUGUGUGCGUCUCCCAAGUCAUUCCGGCCGGAGGCAGCGUUUGCCUCCCCUGCCCUGGGUCAAAACUGGAACGACAGGGCAGUGGGGGGUGGCGAGUGAUUGAAUUAUGCCCUCACUCUGCAUCCCCAACCCUCCGUGGCAAACCUGUUUCCCAGCUCCAGAGCCAGGGUGGUCCCUGGGACGUGGCCAGUACCUGCCCCGUGGCACAGGGUGGGGGGGUCUUCAUGGGUGCAAUGUCAAUCUCACAGCUUUGCUGUGUCUAAUUCCGCAAAAUAAAAUCUUAAGUCUGAUGAC